Molecule: messenger RNA, 1543 nt
Organism: Meyerozyma guilliermondii ATCC 6260
Lineage: Eukaryota; Fungi; Ascomycota; Pichiomycetes; Serinales; Debaryomycetaceae
Exons: 1
Source: RefSeq, a predicted model, not a curated record
AUGCCAAAAAGGGUGCGGAGCUCUUUGUCUCACACGGGCCAACUAGUGUGCUUCUUCGUACCCAAGCGUACGGACGAUGACGAAAGCAAAAACUUCCAGAAGUUCAAUAUCUUCAAAUUUGCCGAUGGUGAAUUGAGUGUAAAGAACAGGCACCAUGAGAGCAAAGGGCAGACUAUUCACCUCGAAGCACAGUCAAGUGAAGAAAUUCUGUCUAGCGAUGGAGAGCUGGACUCUGAAGGACCCAUUGGUAUUCUGGACAAGGAAGCGGACGACAGCUCGGAAACUUCUGAUGAUAGUUUUUCUCAAGACUGGAACGAUAUCAUGGAGGAUGAAAGAAGAAAUAAUGCAAGGAUCCCAGGGCUUUUUCAAACCUCGUUAGGCUUGGGCAACAGGUACGUAGCAGAGCAGAAAAGCUCGCUCAAGCGGUUCACAAGUCAAGGAGAUGGCUCGGUGAAUAAAACCUCGUUGCAUGAUAGCAUUGUUACCCCGUCUGCCAAAAAAUCGAAGAAGAGCAAGAAAAGUACCAAUAUAGUCGGGAUAUUUGAUUUCAGCCAUCUUCUUCCUGACAAGUACGAACUUGCGUGCAAGUAUAGGAUUCUGGGAGAUCGACCAGAUGUCCUUGCCAAGUAUAAUGGUGAUGUAGCUGCGUCUUGUGGUUAUUCAGAAUUGGCUGAAGUUUGGAAUGUUUUGUCAAUUCUUUUGCUGAAUGCUUCUAGCACUAACGGUGUCAUGGAAAGCCAGUUUAUGCAAAGUUCUCUCAGCAAACAACGAAAUUUCUAUUGGGGAAAUCACCCAUUCGGUCACAGUGGUCUUAUCAAGGACAUAUUUGAAUACUUUGAGAGAAGAGGAUCUAUUCAAAUGUUAGUGACCAUGUCGUGUGUCUUAUUCGAGCGUCCAAAUUACAUUUCCAAUUAUGAUCCAGGACAUACUCCUCAAAUUGCCAAGCGCAGAUCAUUAUCUUCCACUCCUAUGGUAAGACAGUCUCCGUUGGAGGGAAGCUCAGUGGAGCGUCGUAUGGCUGAAAAUGGUAGCUACAUGACGACUCCAGUAAUAAGCACCCCAAUUCCCUUUAGUGACUACUCUAGUCCACGCCAUUACGAGAGGUCUAUCAAUUCUUCUGUUGGAAGUAGCUAUAGAGAAAGUUUCUCUGAAGCAAGCACAAUGAGAAGGGCAGGUCAAGGUCUCAACCUUUUUGAUGAUUCCAAAGCAAGAGAAGAUGGACGUAAAAGUCACCACAAGGUAGACAAAUUCGACAACCAGAACGAACACAUCAAUCGGGAAUUAGAAGAGAACUCAGAGGUAACCAUAGAAAUGUGCAACGUUGAUGAUUUGGAUCUUUUUGAAACACGACAUUCUCGAAGCUUGCUCGAUUCACAAGAUUGUGAGAAGAUUCGGCUUUAUAGAGAACAUUACGCAGAUAUGUUGUUUCUGUGGGGACUUCCCGUCCAUCGGAUCUUGGUGCUCAAGUUUAGUUAUCCAGAUGGCGAGGUUAACAGAAGCUCAUCUUCUCCGCACAGAGCCCAGAUUAAGCUUCGGUUUAAGC